AUGAGCAUAUUGACAGCAGAAAGACUCGUGAGCUUAGCCUACAGAUAUCCGCACUUGCAAACCACAUGGUACUUACUUGCCACGGCAUGCUUGACCGUGGUCAACCAGCCCCAGGAAAUCCCCAAGCUUUACCAUUUCGCGCUACGCCAACAAUUACUCCAAGAUCCCCCCACAAGCAAAUCGGUGUCGUCACUUCUCACGGACCACGCCAUGAUCCAGUUGGCUCAAGAUUCCAUCAACUCGGCCAAGAAGUACCAGGACCUCUCCGCGGUGGGGAUAGAUUUGCCCGAUGUGCUCAUCCCGCACUCGUUGCAUGAAGACUUGCCGUUGCAGUUCAAGUAUCUGAAAAACGAAGAUAUUCGCCACAUGCAAGACCAGUUGACGUCGAGGUUCCGCGAGGUGAUUUUGAAGAGCGUCGCGUUGGGCGGGUUGCCCAAGGCCAUCAAUGCCUUGAUGAUCCUCAAGACUGCCACGCCGACAAAUUUGAAACCCGGUGUUCACCCCGAGCGGCCCUGUGUUGUUCGGCCCGGGUACAUGCCGCUGGCUUCUAUAAUCAGCGAAGACGCGUGCGGCACUUCGUUUGAGGACUCGUCGGAGGAUACCAUCAAUGGGCCCAUCUCGGAGGCCUCCAUCAACAGACAGCAGAUUGCCGCGGAUAUAGUGCGCGGGUCUUCGAUGUGGCAGAAUAUAUACGGCAAGAUUAGCCACCGCGUCAAGAACCAGAUGUUUAAUGCGUACCCUGACUUGUGGUAUUUCGCGUACCACCAUGUGUAUGCGCCGUUGUUGAGCUACACCAAGGUCAUCUCGGCCAAGGAGACCUCCUUGUGUGUGGUUGCUUGUUUGAUUCCUCAAGAUGUCAAUCCGCAGCUCAAGGGCCACUUGAAAGGCGCUGUAAAUAACGGGGCCACCAGGGAGGAGUUGGACGAUUUGAGGCUGUUGGUGUUCAACAUCUGUGACUGGACCGGCGGUAUAGCGUGGAAAGGAGGUAAAGAAAGUGUAGCCAAGUUGUAG
This is a messenger RNA of Lodderomyces beijingensis, 1011 nucleotides long. The record is from the annotation of a GenBank genome assembly. NCBI's taxonomy places the organism in Eukaryota, Fungi, Ascomycota, Pichiomycetes, Serinales, Debaryomycetaceae.